Molecule: messenger RNA, 1340 nt
Organism: Trichoplax adhaerens
Lineage: Eukaryota; Metazoa; Placozoa; Uniplacotomia; Trichoplacea; Trichoplacidae
Product: 26S proteasome regulatory chain 4
Exons: 12
Coding region: 82-1323 (413 amino acids)
Biological process (GO): proteasome-mediated ubiquitin-dependent protein catabolic process
Cellular component (GO): proteasome regulatory particle, base subcomplex
Molecular function (GO): proteasome-activating activity; ATP binding; ATP hydrolysis activity
Source: RefSeq, a predicted model, not a curated record
GGCCAAGGACAAUCCGGUUCUGGUGGCAGAGGUGAUUCUGGUGGUGAUAAAGAUAAGGCGAAGCGAAAGUAUGAGCCACCUAUGCCCACAAGAAUUGGUAAAAAGAAGAGAAAAUCACGAGGACCUGAAGCUGCUACUAAAGUUCCUCUAGUUACUCCACAUACAAAAUGCCGCUUAAAAUUGUUAAAGUUAAAUCGCAUUAGAGACUAUCUCAUCAUGGAAAGUGAAUUUAUAGAGAAUCAAGAGCAGCUUAGACCGCAAGAUGAAAAAAAUGAGGAGGAAAGAACAAGAUUGGAUGACAUUAGAGGGACGCCAAUGGCAGUCGGAACCUUAGAAGAGAUUAUCGAUGACAAUCACGCUAUAGUUUCAACAUCUGUUGGAUCUGAGCAUUACGUUAGCAUUUUAUCAUUUGUUGACCGAGAUUUACUGGAACCUGGUUGUUCUGUUUUACUCAAUCAUAAGGUUCAUGCAGUUAUUGGUGUACUGCAAGACGAUACCGAUCCAAUGGUUUCUGUUAUGAAGCUGGAGAAGGCUCCGCAAGAGUCGUAUGCCGAUAUUGGAGGUUUGGAAUCCCAGAUUCAGGAAAUUAAGGAAUCGGUUGAGCUGCCUUUGACUCAUCCAGAAUAUUAUGAAGAGAUGGGCAUUAAACCUCCUAAAGGGGUUAUAUUAUACGGGGCGCCUGGCACAGGCAAAACAUUGCUGGCAAAAGCUGUUGCUAAUCAGACCUCAGCUACAUUCUUACGUGUGGUAGGAUCUGAACUGAUUCAAAAAUAUCUAGGUGAUGGUCCAAAGCUUGUUAGAGAAUUGUUUCGAGUAGCCGAAGAACAUGCUCCUUCUAUCAUUUUUAUUGAUGAAAUAGACGCUAUUGGCACAAAACGUAGAUACGAUUCAAACAGCGGAGGCGAACGUGAGAUUCAGAGGACCAUGUUAGAACUAUUGAAUCAGUUAGAUGGUUUUGACUCAAUAGGCGAUGUUAAAGUGAUUAUGGCUACAAAUAGGAUUGAAAGCUUAGAUCCUGCUCUCAUUAGGCCUGGGCGAAUUGAUCGAAAAAUUGAAUUUCCGUUACCGGAUGAGAAGACGAGAAGAAGAAUUUUUAAUAUUCAUACAGCCCGAAUGACUUUAGCAGAAGAUGUCAACUUGGAAGAACAUAUUAUGGCUAAGGAUGACCUAUCGGGAGCUGAUGUUAAGGCUAUUUGCACUGAAGCUGGUUUAUUGGCCUUACGAGAGCGUCGAAUGAAAGUAACUAGCGAAGAUUUCCGAAAAUCUAAGGAUAACGUGUUAUACCGCAAAAAGGAAGGAACACCAGAAGGACUCUACUUGUAAAUUAACGUUUUCUCUAU